Erigeron canadensis is the source of this 2670-nucleotide messenger RNA. RefSeq names its product kanadaptin. Gene Ontology annotation, molecular function: mRNA binding; protein binding. The transcript has 12 exons. Lineage: Eukaryota; Viridiplantae; Streptophyta; Magnoliopsida; Asterales; Asteraceae. The record is from RefSeq and is a predicted model, not a curated record. The coding region runs from base 102 to 2246 and encodes 714 amino acids.
AUGUUUAGAACAAGGGGAUUGAUUUUCCCAUAUAUAAAACGGGCAAAAAGAACACGGACGUGCAUUCAGUAAGCCAGUUGAAUCCCUAAACCCACCCAAAUAUGACUUCCGACAUGAUGCCCCCACCCCCUCCUCGCCACCUCACCACCACCGCCGAUCAACCUCCGUCAACAGAAUCGCCCCCAAUCGAAACCCCCCUAAACAAUACAGAAACUACACUUAUGCCCCCUCCACCUCCCAUACCACAACAACAAGUUAACUCAGAUACUCCCAUCGUUCCGGCCGAUGAAGAUGUUAAUAAGAAACCGUCAAGCAAUGCAGUUCCGUACACUAUACCGUCAUGGAGUGAACCGCCCUGCCAUAAUUAUUAUCUUGAAGUACUUAAAGAGGGUUCCAUCAUUGAUCAAUUUCAUGUGUAUGAGAAGGGAGCUUACAUGUUUGGAAGAGUAGAUCUUUGCGAUUUCGUUCUCGAACAUCCAACCAUUUCUCGCUUUCAUGCUGUUAUUCAGUACAACAAAUCAGGUGAUGCUUUCUUAUACGAUCUGAGCAGUACUCAUGGGACUUUCAAAAAUAAGAACCAGGUGAAGCAAAAGGUAUAUGUGGAGCUGCAUGUUGGUGAUGUUCUGCAAUUUGGCCUUUCAUCUCGGUUAUACAUAUUUCAGGGACCGUCUGAGUUAAUGCCUCCAGAAAAAGACUUGAAGAGUAUCAGGAGUGUUAAAAUGGGACAAGAGAGACGUGACAUGGAAGCUUCACUUCGGCGAGCGAAAAGGGAAGCAGCACUUGCUGAUGGUAUCUCUUGGGGAAUGGAUGAGGAUGCUUUUGAAGAAAAUGAGGAUGACCUUGACGAAAUAACAUGGCAAACUUUCAAAGGACAGCUUACAGAGAAGCAGGAGAAAACCCGUGAGAAAGUUUUGAAGAGGCUUGAAAAGAUUGCUAACAUGAAGAAAGAGAUAGAUGCUAUUCGUGCGAAGGACAUUUCUCAAGGUGGUUUAACACAAGGCCAACAGACUCAGAUUGCUCGUAAUGAACAGAGAAUGGCUCAGGUUUUAGAAGAGCUUGAAAACUUGGAGGAAACUCUAAAUGAAAGUAUCCGUGAAAGUUUGGGUGCACGCGGUGGCAGGGUGCAUGGUAAGAAGAAAGGAGCAAUUGAGGAUGAUGAAGAUGAAUAUAUGAGUGAUGAAGAUGACUUCUAUGAUCGAACAAGGAAGAGGUCAUCUAAACAGAAGGGUGCAGAUAGCCGGUCAGUUGAGACAGCUGAUUCUCUUCUAGACAAGAAAGAUAUUCUCAGUAGACAAAUUGAAGAAAAAAAGAAAUUCCUCGAUGAUGAGAAGAACAGAGCGAUUCCUGAAAAAGAUGACGUGGCUGAAGCUGGAGAUGAACUGGAUGCAUUCAUGACUGGACUCUCUUCUCAGCUAGUGCAUGACAAAGCAAACUCAAUCCAGAAGGAAUUGGACGAGCUGCAGUCUGAGCUAGAACGAGUACAAUACUUGUUAAAAAUAGCUGAUCCUGCUGGAGAAGCUUCUAGAAAGAGGGAAUCUAUAGCAAGUGAAGGAAAACCAAACAUUUCCAUACCACCUGUUGUGAAAAAACCAUUCUUGGAGAAGCAGAAAAACACCCAAAAACAAAUUAAUGUUGAUGUCACUAUAAAAGCAAGCAAGAACGACGAAUCGUCUGAUGUUGUAACAACUGCUAUACCACCUAAAGCCCCUGUGUAUACAAUAACUAAGCCUCAAUGGCUCGGAGCUCCGGAGAAGAAAGAAGAAAAGAAGCCACAGGAAGUACCCUUGGUAGAAACGGAAUCAGAUCAGUUUGUAGACUAUAAAGACAGGAAAGAGGUUUUGGUGAAAAAUGAGAGUGCUCAGGUGAAUGUGGACUUGGGACUUGCAGAUAUAGCACCGGGUCUGCAUAUAAGAAAGAGAAAACAAGUGGAGGAACCGGAAAAGAUUCACAAUGGAAAUUCUGAUUCGGCUGAGGCAUCUGGAGGAGUUGAUAUUGCAUCAGAAGCUGUAGCAUUGUUGCUGAAACACACUAAAGGGAUCCAAGCAAUAGAUGAUGAAGAGAUGAUACACACCGAAGGUAUUGCCGCAGAUAGUAAAGGAAAGAAAGGCAAGAAAAAGGCGAAAAAGGUUUUGGGACCCGAGAAACCUUCUUUUUUGGAUAGUGAAGCUGCUUACGAGUCUUGGGUGCCUCCAGAAGGUCAAUCAGGUGAUGGGCGGACCUCACUCAAUGAUCGUUUCGGAUACUAACUGCAGAUGCUAAUUCAUGAUUUUGAUACAGAGAUCCGUUAUGCAACAUUUCAGUUAAAAGAACUGUCAAAACCGCUCAUAAUCAGCACCGUUUGUGUAUACUAAUGAUCAAAACCAAAGCCAUCCACACACCACAUCAACCAAAACCUUGACGAUACAGAUCUGGGAAGAGAAUUUGCAGCAACUUUAUGUAUCAUGUUUUUGGUGAAGAGGUGGUUCUCGUGACCUUGACCUAAACCUACGGCAAGUUAUGUAAAAGGUAGAAAGAAGAACCAGUUGCAGUUUUGCAUCAUGUAUUUUAACACAUGUACAAGGAUAGAUUCUAUUAGUAACAAAUUACAUAGUUAAGAUUAGUUUGUUUGAUGUUAUGUAUGGGAUUAUGGUACUCAUGAAAUGAUGAAAAUGAUCAUCAAUACCCGCAUUA